UUUUCUUGUUUUGAGGCGUUAGUCUUUGCUCCAUCGCAAACCUGGACGUGUGCUAGAGAAAUGGCUUCGUGCGUGCGUGUGCCUGCAUUUUCGUAAUUCUUAGUCCAGAUGAAUCGGGACACUCUCAUUAAUGAAUGAUGAAAGAUGGCUUCAAGGAUGAAAAAGAAUGUUGAGAUUUGGAAACAGCGGGAAGAAGACCAUAAACAGAAACAGCUAAUCAAUCCAUUCUCUGACUGGGAAGGAGCUUCACACAGACAGGCAUUGAGCAAGGAUGAUCCCCACUACGGUCGACCAGUCGAGGGGACGAAGACGGAGUUCCGUGGUAAAAUGGCAGGUGAACUUAUCAGUGGCGAAGUGAUCGAGCUCUGUGACGUCAUCGCAAAUAUUGGAGAGAAACAAAGUAACGGUGUGUACACAGUUUCCUUCGGUAAAUUAUUUGAAGCGUAUACAUUAAUCUCCAACAAGCUCGUGGGUAUGCUGAUGAGGGCACGGAAACAGAAACUACUGCACUUUGAGGGUGAAAUGUUGUAUCAGAGGAGAGACGAUGAUGUGAUCAUAACAUUGUAUGUUCUGCCAAAAAGAUCAGACUAGAAAUGACACUACAUGUUUUACAAAGCUAAUUAUUCGAAGAAUUGAUUCGGCUUUUACAGAACUGAAAAUCAAUGGGUGCAUACACAAAGCUUUUAAAAUGAAUACCAGUCCAUGCAAAAUUUAUUUAAGCAUUGAACUGUUUUUGUAUGGUAUUUAUGA
Mizuhopecten yessoensis (Yesso scallop) is the source of this 750-nucleotide messenger RNA. Its product is annotated as actin-binding Rho-activating protein-like. The record is from RefSeq and is a predicted model, not a curated record. NCBI's taxonomy places the organism in Eukaryota, Metazoa, Mollusca, Bivalvia, Pectinida, Pectinidae. The coding region runs from base 145 to 591 and encodes 148 amino acids. Gene Ontology annotation, molecular function: actin binding. Gene Ontology annotation, biological process: positive regulation of Rho protein signal transduction. The transcript is spliced from 2 exons.